AUGGCUUCAAAAGAAAACAAUAGUGAUGAAAUAGUAAAAAAUGACGAAACAAUUACUAUAUCCGAAUUUAUCGAACAACAAAAUUAUUUAGAACGUGAAGCAAGAGAAGUUUUACCAUGGAGUUUUGAUCAGUGCACCUACUCCAAAGGUUACAUUCGUCAACCUGUAUAUGCUUGUAAAACUUGUAAACCUGCAAAUGAAAAAUUGGAAAAUGGUGGAAUAUGUUAUUCUUGUUCAAUGUCUUGUCAUUACGAUCAUGAGCUUGUAGAGUUAUUUAAUAAAAGAAAUUUUAGAUGCGAUUGUGGUACUACUAGACUUGGUAAUAAACCAUGUAAACUUGAGAAAAAAUCUCAUGACGCGUUAAAUGAAUUUAAUUUUUAUAAUCAUAAUUUUCAGGGUCGUUUUUGUUGGUGUAAAAUCGAUUAUGAUCCAGAAAAAGAAGAGAAAAAUAUGUUUCAAUUACCAGAUUUGGAAAAUUUUGACGAAUACAUUUGUCAUACAUGUACUAGUAAAUAUACUUUCCUCAAAUUAUACAAGAAUUCACCAAUGUUCAUUCCUGGAGAAUAUAAGAAGAAAUUAGAUGAUAAAUCUGAUAAAGAGGAAAAAUCAAUUGUAACUGAUAACGAUGAUGCAAUUGAGGAUAAUAAACCUGAUGACAGUGACAAGUUGACAUGCAAACUUGAAAAAUGGAAUAAUACUGUUGUUAAUGUUAUUAAUGGUGCUGGUGAUAGUCAAGUUGAGAUUGAUUUGUUUUGUAAGCAAAAUUGGCGUGAUGAAUUGUGUCGUUGUAGUAAGUGUGUGAAUAUUUAUAAGCAAUAUAAUAUUGAAUAUAUUCUUCAAGAAGAAGAAACUUACGAACCUCCAAAGGAUGAUGAUGAAUCUCAAACUUCUAUUUUUGAAAGUGGAAUGAAAAUACUAAAUCAAAUGGAUAGAGUAUCUGCUAUUGAAGGAGCGAUUGCGUUUUCUAAACUAAAGUAA
This is a messenger RNA of Entrophospora candida, 978 nucleotides long. NCBI's taxonomy places the organism in Eukaryota, Fungi, Glomeromycota, Glomeromycetes, Entrophosporales, Entrophosporaceae. The record is from the annotation of a GenBank genome assembly.